GAGAAGGCUGCCACUCAUACUGCUCACUUGGCUGCCUGCCUGGCUUUCCUUCCUCCCGACGCGUCCAUCGAUCCCGUCCGCGGCGCCGCUCACGCCACACCAACCCACUCCCACUGACGCCUCGGCCCACUCUCCGCGCAGCCCCACUUGUCAUCUCUCCCCUUUCUUCGUCCUCGCGGCGCGUGCCGAGGUGGAGCGUAGCUAGCCGAGCUCAAGCUGCCGUUGCGUGCCACCUACUACAACAUCCUCCGCUUUCUUGCUCCCGGACCCAGGCACGCGCGGGUCGCCGAAACCAAGAAGCAGAGCAGUGGCCGACUGGCGAGUGGCGAGUGGAGGAUGGGCGGCGGCAGCCUGGCCAUCGUGGAGAAGAAGCCGCCGCCGCCGCUCAACGCCGGGGGGUGCGCGGGCGGGGUGCUCUUCCACCUGCUCGACUGGCACCGCCGCCUCGCCCGCAAGCGCCGCCUCUUCUCCCCGCGCCGCCUCCUCCCCUCCGCCGCCCGCUCCUCCACCCGCCGGCUCCUCCCGGCCCCGCCGCCUUCCCCCGCCCCGCCACCCCCGCCUCCUCGCCCCGCGCUGGGAAUGGCCGCCGGUCCCGGCGUCGUCGCAAGGCUCAUGGGCCUCGAGUCCUGGCCCGCCGACGCCGCCCUCACCACCGCCGCGCCGCCCAGGCCGCAGAAGCAGCGCAAGGUGGACGCGGCGCCGCCACCGCCGGCGGCGGUGCAAGAAGACGCCGUGUCGUCGGUGGUGGUGAUGCUGCCGCCGAGCCGGCGCCCAACCGCGCCGGCCCACUCCCACGCGCGGAGCCACCACAGCGCCGACCUGCCGGCGCGGAGCCCCCGCCUCGUGCACGCCAGGCUGCUGGACCGCGCGGGACCCUCCAGGGGCAGGCACGCGCUCGCGUACGCCUGCUCCUCGCCGCAGCACCGCGGCCACGCCGGCGGCACGCUCCAGGACUUCCUCUCCCGGUCCGACAGCCUGGCCGCUCCCCCGGCGGACGCGGAACGGGUCGGUUCUUCCCGGUGGCAGCGGAUGCAGCACUCCGUUGACACCGCCAUGGGCGGCGAUGCUGGUGCUGGCUUGGUGAUGGGUGGUACUGAUACGAUUGUGGUGCCAAGAACUGAUUUUGGUGAUGCAGACACUUCUGGUGUGGAUGCAGUGCGCAAGGAUUGUAGAUCAGGAACUGCAGGAAUGAGCAGCUGUGCCCGGGUCAGACCGAGCAGUGCCGGCGCCGGCGCAAGGGCUGGAGAACAGAGGCUGUUGCGCAAGCGGGGAACCUUCUCUAGGCCGGAUGUUCCGAGGAGUGCUGGAUCCAGGAACUUGGCUAGUUCAACGCGUUCGAUUGGCAAUGCUCCUGACCUCGCACCUGGUGGUGGUAGCUGUAGGAGGGCAGCACGCAAUUCCGGUCCAAGCAGGGAGCCGGUGAGUUCGAUCACUCCCCAAAGAAGCACUCGCAGACACGGGAUCGAUCGUAGCGGGCUGGCGUCCACGAGCAGGAAUGCAAGCACGGCGUCUGGGCCGAGAAGAGGAUCACGCAAGAAAAUCGACCAUGGUACGAGAUUCAGUAGUAACAGGGAUGACCGUAAUGCAGCUACAUUUGCCUCUAGCUCAUCCCUGAGACCGGCGUCCAGGGCUUCGUCAUUCGGCCAAGUUUCAGAGAAGAGAGGGUUCCGAAGCACGCAAUCUGGUAACGCUUGUUCAAGAAUGCCAGUAGUGGAUCCCAAAUGUUUGGAAGCUGAACAUCGUGUUGCAGGCGUUACAUCUGAGAAAGAGGAGUUUAGCAGGCUGCUGAAAGCGAAAAUCGAUGAGCUUGGCCUGUCUGAUAAGGUUGCACCAAGUGAUGCUCAUUCGGCAAACUUGACCGUGUCGUUGCUCCAGGAGCUCAUCGCUGCCCUUACUGAUGAUGCAAACACCUCGGCCUCUCAAUGCAGUAACUAUUCCGAUUCAUCUGCUCCUCUAAAUAAUGCUGACACAAACGCUUCAGCCUCUCAAUGCAGUAACUAUUCAGAUUCAUCAGCUCCUCUGAAUAAUGCUGACACUGUAUGCAAUUCCAAUGAUCAAUCGCCUGGAUUUCACAAGUGUUAUCAGUUCCAGGGUGACCAAGAGACUGAUUUUACGGGCACGAAUGAUGAACCCAAUCAGCCAAGUCCAACAUCAGUCCUCGAAGCAUGCUUCUCAAAUGAUGCUUCCUCCUUAGGCAGUCCAGUUGAAAAGAAUGAAGAUAAAGAAUUUUUUGUUUCAAUGGAGAACAAGAUGGAAGACCUCUUCAAUUUGGACUCUGACAUGGUGGAUUUGGCCAUGUCCAUUCACACAACAAAGACUGAUGCUCAUGGCUGUGAAGAAAUACCACAUGUUCAGAGUUUUGCGGCGCACGACUUUAACUUCUUAGAAGGGAGGCUCCACAUCAUUGGAGAGGCUAUUGCAAACGCCGAACUGCUUCUGGACAGUAGCCUCUUCUGCGGCACACCAUCAACUCUGUCACUCAACUCUUUCAUCGUCGAAAUGCUGGAAACUGUCGAGGGUUGCUUCUGCGACGGAUCGGAGAGCCUAGGUUUCGAGGAAGAGAACAAGUACCAGCGCACCAACUUCCUGUUCGACUGCAUCGUCGAGUCGCUGGAUUCAAGGUUCCGCAACUUCGGCAAAUGUGGGUACAAGGCGUGGCUGAGGCUCCCUCUCACUCUGAACAAGGACCUGCUGAAGAGGGACGUAUCCGAGGAGAUCAGCAGCUGGAUGGACACCGGCGAGGUUCCUCCGAACCGAGCCGCCGAGAAAGAGCUGGACCAAGUGGCUGCUGCCAGCCGGGACGCAUGCCAGGUGGAAGCGUUCAACAUCAGCGUGGCGAUCGAGAACGACAUACUCGAGGCCCUUGUCGGUGAGUUUGCAUCUGACCAAUGCUGAAGGGGAUCUUUCUGGUUGACGUGAUCACGUAUAAGUAACACUCUGCAGAUAUGUACCAUAUUUCUCCGCAAGGAAAAUUUGUACAGUCAUGUAAGAUCGAAACGGCCUCAGGUUAUUUUCACUUUUUUUGUACUCUCUAACUGAAACGUGCUCCUACUAAAAGUGUAUGCACCGUCCUCACUCUCCCGGGCAUUUCUUCCCUUCCACUGAAUAAUGUUAAGAACUUGAAGUUUCUUUGUUCUAGAGUUGUAGACUGGAGUUCCUUUCUUACCAA
Messenger RNA from Lolium perenne, 3169 nucleotides. RefSeq lists its product as uncharacterized. The record is from RefSeq and is a predicted model, not a curated record. NCBI's taxonomy places the organism in Eukaryota, Viridiplantae, Streptophyta, Magnoliopsida, Poales, Poaceae.